Uncinocarpus reesii 1704 is the source of this 498-nucleotide messenger RNA. RefSeq lists its product as uncharacterized. Bases 1 to 498 code for a protein of 165 amino acids. The record is from RefSeq and is a predicted model, not a curated record. Lineage: Eukaryota; Fungi; Ascomycota; Eurotiomycetes; Onygenales; Onygenaceae. The transcript is spliced from 2 exons.
AUGGCCCAGCAUACCCCUUUCUCAACUCCAAGGGCCUCAAAUCUUGCUCAACUUGAAGACAACCUUGUUGAGAAUCUUUUAUCUCCUUUCACUCCAACUCCAAAAAGCAGGAAUCAAAUUCACCCUGACCCAGUUGAAGCCAUUCCAUUAACGCCGCAAUUCGAUGGCCCGAAGUUGCCCCUAGAUCUCGCCCUAAAGCAAGAACGGUUCCUCGCUAUUGCGGCCCGCGCUUACCAGGAAGCUGUGAAACUUCCAGAAACGCCGCCACCCACAGUGUGGGCGCCAAAUGACAAGAUGCAUUCAUACUACGAAUGGCUUCUCUAUAGAUUCGGUGCGGAACUACGAUCCAAUCUCCAGCGGCAAGGGGUCUUCGAUUAUUUGACUUUCCGAAAUGAAUGGCUUCGCCAUAGUCGAAGCAUUACCGAUAAUAUUCGCGCUGAAUGGGGUUUGCACCCUCUUGGUUCAAUCGCGGGAAUCCGAACUACUCUGAAAAACUGA